This is a messenger RNA of Frieseomelitta varia, 9832 nucleotides long. RefSeq names its product la-related protein 1 (gene larp). The record is from RefSeq and is a predicted model, not a curated record. Gene Ontology annotation, biological process: positive regulation of translation; mRNA stabilization. The transcript is spliced from 19 exons. Bases 1032 to 4922 code for a protein of 1296 amino acids. Gene Ontology annotation, molecular function: RNA cap binding. NCBI's taxonomy places the organism in Eukaryota, Metazoa, Arthropoda, Insecta, Hymenoptera, Apidae. Gene Ontology annotation, cellular component: cytoplasmic stress granule; cytosol.
AGUCACUCGUACAAAGGCCAGAGCAAGCGUUGGCCACAUGUGUUUUGCAGACCGCUUUUCUGUAGAAAAAAGAUCGCCGAAAAUGCUGUGUUUACGUAAUCCGUGGUAACGUGACGUUGGAACGGUGCUCCUGAACUCGCUUGCUGUUGUGACAAAAUUAUUAGCCUGUUCGUCAAACAAGCUAGGAAAUAACCGCAAGAUAUAAAAGAAGAACGCAAAGAAGAAAAAUUACUUGUACUAACAAGGUGUACGCUGGUUAUCUGCUCGAACUUCUUCCUUUCCGCUCGGCACGUAUUGUUUGCACCUGCGUAUCAUCUGUAAAGAAGGUAGACUAAAUCGUUUAAUUAUUCAUCGUCAGUCAGAGAAAUAUUUGUACCGGCUGAUUUUCGUUCGUCCAGUGAAAUCGCCGAGUCAGCGUGUUCUUAACCACGCAGCCUACCACCUCGUGUACAUGUGUCGAAGAUUCAUCGCACGCUAGAUAAGAUCGCGAUAAAGAUACAUUUUCUCGAAAAAUUUUCGUCGGCCGAAUUUUUAAAGGGCGAUUGAAUUAAAAUAGCAGGUAGAAGGUAAAGAAGAGACAUUGUGUCAGGUAUUCGGUAACGACCGCGUGUACCUGCCGCGCCUUCUGGAAAGAGCGAUCCCUCGUGACGAGUAGGUGUUCUACUCAUUAACAGAGAAACCAGCAACGACUGACGUUCUUCGCUCGAGUUAAAUUUAACACGAAUGUCUGUUAAAUUUAACAUGUACGUGUCUCGUCAGGCGCGAAUUUGAAGAAGAAGAAAACAUGUGUCCAGUUCGUAAUAUGAAGGGCACCCUUGGACUGAUGUUUUAAAAGCCCAAUCAACACGAAACAUCUUGAAUCUCCGAUCGGACUACGAGAUUGCUCGAUUAGAUUGAUGUGUUCGAGGGUGUUUAACGUUCCUCAGGACCCGUCAACCGCCUGAGAAGGAGCUGAACAUCGUGAAAUCUUUUCUAACCAAGUUCCUCGUGUUCGGGCCUCGUGUUUUGUCUUUCGGCGCGUACUAUUCAAAAUGGCGGCCAAGGUGGCCAGUGGUACUCAGGGAAGUACCCAGAGAGAACAGGGCCCCGGAGUCUCUUAUGCAAGUAUCUUGAAUCCAAAAAGCGGCAAUGACACCCGGGUUGCUAAUAAGGGUAACAACAAGGAAAAUAUAAGCGGUCAAAUGGUUCAGCAGCAAGCUAUGCCCAUCAGGGAUCGCAUCGGUUCUCAGAGUUUAACUGCCAAGGGGAAGUCUUCUCAAAGAACUGGAAGAAGAGUCAAUCCGCAGAGUAAAAUUGAGAAACAUUAUGAAAAUGAAUUGCCUACUGUUGAACAGAAUCAGUUGGUUACUUGGAAGGAGAAUUUAGUUGAGCAACAGUCGGAAACUGUCGUUGAACAACUGAAUGGCGACAUUGGGAGUGAUGGAGAAUUCCAAACAGUAGCGCCAAAAAGUGCUAGGAGGAAAGAGAAGUUACGAGAACAGCAGCGAGAAUUUAGGGAAAGACAGAGAUAUCGUGAUCACAGACAUCCUCUUCGUGGCCACACUAGAAGUAAUGAAAGAGGAUAUAAAGAGCGAGAUCGUGGAGACAAAGGAAGUAUGGACCACGUUGUGACAAGUAAGGAUGUUUCGAAGGACAAGGAAGAACCAGAGGCAGAGUCACAAAUUCAGUCUUCAACUUCUGUCAAAUACGUGGAAGCUCCUUUACCUGCAAUCAAUCCUUGGACCAAAAGUAAAAUUGCACCACCAGUUACAUCUACAAAUUUUGCUGCUAUACCGUCAGCAACUGUAGUGUCCGUAGAGAAGCAAAUUGAGAAGGAAAAGAGAGUACUUCAACCUCAACAGCAGCAAGGAAUUGUUGAAAACGGCAUCAACGGUGGAAAUUAUCCCACUAUUGUGACGGUGUCAAAGGAUAGGAGAAAAUUUAAUCAAAAGGCGAGCGAUUUCUCGGAUAUCGGCGAUUGGCCAACUUUAGAAGCUUCAGGAGAGAAAAAGACAGUUGUGACAACACAAAAGCAAAAUAAUUUGGUUGAACCAAGCAAUGGCAAAGAAAGUAGCAGUAAUGUUGUCGACAGCAGAGGAAAGGAAAACAAAGAGCAGAAUCAUUGUCAAGAUGAUAAUGAAGAACACGUAGAUAUUAAUGACAAGAAAAAGAAAGCGAACAAGCAAAAAUGGGUGCCGUUGGAAAUUGAUAUUACGAAGAAUCGAAGUAAAAGAGACCGUUCUCCGAAGUAUCACCAUCAAAGGGAAAAGAAUGGAGAAGCAGAAAUAGAUUUGUAUAGAAAUAGGGAACAUGAUAGACCAGCGUACAUCGCAAGAGGCGGUCGAGGUGGACGAAAUUAUAGAGGAAGAGGAGGGCGUGGUGGACGAGGUGCUUAUCGAGGUAGUUUUAGGCAAAGGCAUGACCAAGUCUAUAUGCAGAUGCAUAAAUUUGGACUUUUGGAUCCUAAUUAUAUGAUGGCUUAUAUGGGGACAUUUUAUUUCAAUAACCCAAAUUUUAUUAAUAUAAAUACAACGACACUUAAGGAGUUUCUAAGGAAUCAAAUAGAAUAUUACUUCAGUGAGGAGAAUCUUUUAAGGGACUUUUUUCUGCGUCGUAAGAUGGACACACAAGGGUUUUUACCUAUUACUUUAAUUGCUUCUUUCCAUCGUGUGCAGACUUUAACAACAGAUGUUGGACUUGUUAUUGAAGCGAUUAUGGAAUCUGAUAAAUUAGAAUUAGUGGAUGGAUAUAAGGUCAGAACGAAAAUAGAUCCUUUGAAGUGGCCUAUUUUGGACGCGACUGGAAAUCCUGUAUUGUCGGAACUGUUUGAUACUUCUAAUACAUCCCAAAACGAAGUAAUACUCUCCUCCACGUCUGAAUCCGAUUUUUGUCCUGCUGCCCGACCUUUAUCAACGAUUCCUAUUCCCCCAGUUCCGCGUGUUUUUCAAUCCAAUAACAUUGUCCCGACAAUAGGAAGGCUUAGUGAAUCCGAAAGCAUAUCCUCGUCGAUUGGCGAUAGUUUAAAUCCUGAUGUACCAGAAUUCAUACCAAACGAACCUGUUAUGUCUGAUAGUAAAAGCGAACCAUCCAAGAUAGAAAAACAAUCGGAAAAAAUAAAAAGCUUUCCACUGUCAUCAAGUGACGAUUCAUCGCUGUUCUUGAAAAAUGAAUCUUUAGAACAAGAGAAUAAAACAUCUGCAACAACAAAGUGUUCUAGUCCAAAUCCUGUACCAGAAAUGCAAGUCAAUGGGGAAUCACAAUCGGUCAAUGACGUUUGGAAAGAGGUAAGGCGAAGAGUGAAACCAUCACAUAAGGAGAAAAGCGAAGAAAAAGAAAAAGUUGAUAACGUUAAAAGUGAAGAGAGAGAAGAAUUAGACUUUCAAUUUGACGAGGAACUCGAUACUCCACCUCCAACUGGCCGGCACAAUGCGUUUUCUGAAUGGUCUGAAGAUGAUGAAGAUUAUGAAUUAUCCGAUAGAGAUGUCAAUAAACUUUUAAUCUUUACACAAACGACAGUACCUAUGUCAACACGCAUUCCAAAACAUGAGGGUCAUGAUAGGACUGGAGAUUGGACAACUAGAGUAAAAAUGACCCAAGAUCUUGAGCAAGCUAUUAAUGAUGGUUUAUACUACUAUGAAGAAGACUUAUGGAUUAAAGACGGUCAAAGAUACGGAUCUUCUUCUUCAAUUGGAAGCUAUAAAACUGUCAAUGUAAUUAGUCAAGAAGAUUUUGAAAAGAUGGCUCCUAAAGCGCCUAAAAAGACUAAUCCAGAAGUUCCUCCUCCACCACCAGCUGCAAUAGAUGAUAUAGAAAUGUCUCAUUCUCUUCCAACACAGAUAUCAGCAACUACAGAUAAUCAAGAAAAAAGAGAUCGUCGUAUAGACAGAAGUCGGUGGAAUGAUAAAUCGAGAAGAGACAGUAGGAGUGGUAGAAGAGGAGUUCCACGUUUCUUUGCGGUAGUAAAGGAUGAACCUUCGGUAGAUCCUAGAACACCGCGUAAACGAAAAACACGACACAGCAAUAAUCCUCCUGUUGAACAUCAUGUUGGUUGGAUUAUGGACGUUCGGGAGCAUCGACCGCGUACUUAUUCUACAGGAAGUAGCACAGGAACAAGUCCAAAUGAAGGUUACCUUGCGAGUAGUUACGGAAGUGCACCGCAAUCAUUGCCUACUUUCCAUCAUCCGAGUCACGCUCUUUUAAAAGAAAACGGUUUUACACAGCAGGUUUACCAUAAAUAUCAUUCACGUUGCUUAAAAGAACGCAAGAGACUUGGAAUCGGACAAUCUCAAGAGAUGAAUACACUUUUCCGUUUUUGGUCAUUCUUUUUACGGGAAAAUUUCAAUCGUACUAUGUACGAAGAAUUCAGGACUGUAGCCAAAGAAGACGCUUCCGAAGGUUAUCGAUAUGGUUUAGAAUGUCUUUUCAGAUUCUAUAGUUAUGGUUUAGAGAAGAGAUUUAGACAACACUUGUACAAAGAUUUCCAAGUCGAAACGAUACAGGAUUAUGAAAGUGGUCAAUUAUAUGGAUUAGAAAAAUUCUGGGCAUUUCUGAAAUAUUACAAACAUUCUGACCAACUUCAAGUAGACCCCAAAUUACAAGAAUAUUUAUCCAAGUUUAAAAGUAUCGAAGACUUUAGAGUGGUCGAGCCUCAAAUAAAUGAAAUGUUGCAAACAUUUGCUGCAAAUUCACGAUCUCAAGCCGCAAAAAGGCGAAACAGAAGUGUGUCCGAAAGUGCAGGUGAUGGUGAUGCUUCACCCUCCAACAGAGUUCGUCGACUAUCGGGUGGUUCCAGUGCUGUAACACUGCCAACGUCAAGUUCUGAAAACAAUCCUGCCGCGCAAAAGUCUCGUGUAGAUUCAGUAAAUCUUUCACAACCUCGUAGCAGAGUCAAUUCGUUUGGAUCUGGGCGAUUAACCCUCCGAGUACAGAGAGAACCCUGCUAGUUCUUUUUCUUUAAACAAUCAACGAGAUUUAAGUAAAGAGCAGCAGCAACAAUCACGAAACAAAGUUCCGGUUUGUGUACGAAGACUCGGAAAGUGAGUGGCAAGCCUCAAAACACUAGCAGAGAUCGUUUACAGACGACCUCGAAGUCCAAGCAGACGAAAUCAAUCACAAUCAAGACGGAUAGCACAUCGAUUUCUCAAAAGUGAGGUCAACUUGAAAACGGUGGCCUUAAAAAAAAAUCUGAUUGUGCCUGAAGUUACAUUAUUACAUCGAACUUCGUCCGAGUUCUCUUUAGCUAGGAGCCACUGAGAAAAAUCCGUUGGGUCUGAAUGCAUGAACUGAGACAAAACAAUGCAAUUUUUUUUAUCUAUUGUGAUAUCUCGAAUUACCGAAGGCUUAAGAGAGAGUAGGAAGUAAAUCAUUUGCACAAAAAGCAAAGUAUAAAAUGUUUUAUAAUAGAACGAAUCAAUUGAUUACUCGAAUGCUUUCUGAAACAAAACAUCAUGCAUGUUGAAAUUCUCCACGUUUGUUUUUAGAGAGACAAUCGAUUUUGUUACUAUCUCAGAAAAUCAGUGAAUUUAUAUGUGUUCAUAAAUUCACAGUUCCGUGAUAGUAUUGUUUUUGAGGUGUAUCAAAAUUUAUCUGCCUUAUGCAAUAAAUAAUAAAAGUCGAUAGCAUUGAUUAAAAAUUUUGUGCUGGAGACAGAAAAUUGUGAUCAUUGAGAAUGCUCAUUUAAGUAAAUAUAAAAAGACUGACAGUACACGUUACAUGUUUCUUGUAAAUUCAAGAGCCUCUCAUUUACAAAUUUGCUUUCAAAUUAUUUUGAAACAUAAAUUAUAUCGAUACUCUGAAAUUCUAAAUUAUAUAUCUAUGAUUUUCUUUUCUACGCUACAAGAGACACUUAAACAGAACAAGUUACUUUUAUCAAAACUGUUGAUACGACCUCUUAAAUAAUAUUAUUGAACCAAUGUAUAAAAUAUGAAAUAUGCUUCCCGUGUUGUUUAUAUCUUUCUAUUUCUUCCUUUCAUUGUCUUCCUAACGAAUCUUUAAUUAUCACUGAAUCAGAAUUAAAUCAAGUCGGUGAAUUUCUGUGCAGUAACUUAUAAUUAGUUGGUGAUAUAUUUUACGAAUUUAUCGGCUCCUUAACUAAAUUAUAUAGUUAGAAAUAUACAAAUUAGGAGAAUAUAGAAAUUGUGAUUAGUUGCAUGUCAAUUCUUGAUUUUAAUUAUAAAAAUUAAUUAUUUCUAAAUAGCGGUUCCUAUGUUCGUUGAAAUUAAUUUUAUGCUUACAAUGAGCAAUUUAAAAUGCUUUCAAGUCUGAGAAAAAUUAUGUUAUUCUUAGCAAAAAAGGGAUGCGUGGUUUAACAAAAAUUUGAACACUUUUUAAACAUUUUUUGAGGAAACGUGUUAAAGAUAGUUGUAUGAUUUUAUUGUAUUUAUUUUAAAAAUAGAGACAAUAUAGGGACAUCCUUAAAUAGCUUCAUAAAUAGCUUCGUAUAAAUAUUUUUUUGUAUUGUAUUUAAAGGAUAAUAUUAUUUUUACAUAAUCUGACAUUUCUCUAUGUUUUUGUUAGAAUUAUUUUUAAUCAUGUACUCGAGAAAAAUUCUUGAAAUUCAUUAAUUAAAUUCUUAGAAUUAAAACCUAGCCACCAUAUUGAACUGUGCAUCACGAUUUAGAAUUUCCUGUAAUAUAUAUAUAUGUAUAUAUUGCUACAAAAAUAAUUCAAUCUUUUUAUAAUUCUACGUGAUUACAAAAUGUUAUUUCUUGUAAAUCAUGUAUCAUUCAUUAUUACAAUGAAUACAUUUCAAAGAGUAAGUUAUUUUUUACAUUGACGUAAAUGCGCAAAGCAACUUCGAUAUUGUGAUAGAAAAUGGAAAUUCAAUUUUGAUACUUCUGUGAAUAUUUUUGUCUCCCAGUUUCUUUUUCAAAAUAUUUCGUCAAUCGAUAUUCUGACCUUUUAUAAUUCGUAAGAUGUAUAUAAAAGAAGACAGAAAUUGAAGAUUAUUUGAAAUCAAAGAAAAUUAAAAAUUUAGAAUUAAAUUCCUAUCUUUACUCGCAGCCGCUUCAUCAAAAUUUUCAUUUGAUUCCCUCAGAUAUACCAUUUUUAUAUUUAGAGCGUUAAUCUGUUACUUCUUUUGACAUUCUGUGUCUCUAUUUAAAAUUACAAAAUUAAGAAUAUUUGUAUUAAUAAAAACGAACAUUUUUUUUAGCAAUCUAUUAAUUCGAUUAAAUUUAUCAUGAUGAAUACAGAAAAUAAAAUAAAUAAUAAAUCACAUUGCUAUAAAAACACCGGAAACGAGUACGAUGAAAAACAAAAAUAAAAUAGAUGUUACAGUAGUCUCGAACGGACGAAGAUCGAUUAGCAGAAAGCAACAGAGAGAAAGAGAGUAAGCGUGAAAAUAAACAUAAGCGGAUACUAAACAAAAAAAAAAAAAAAAAAAAAAAAAAAGAAAAAAACAAAAAAAAAAUAAAAUAAUGGUGCCAGAAAAAGAACUAACGCUGUGGAUAAAUGAAAGAAGCCACAAUUAAAUAGUGAAUUUCUCAUGUACAUAGAAUACGUUCGUAGUCUAUUUUGCCAUUUCGUAUACAACGGCGUAGGAUUAAGUUGAAGCUAUCUUUUAAACGAGUGAUUUACUCUAAACUAAAAAAAAGAGCGUAUCGCUAUAACAAAAAAAGAAAAUAGAAUUGUAGAUUUAAUCAAAUUUAGGGUACGAGUAACAAUGGUUCUCGCGCUAGAACUCGAUCGUCGUUCUUCAAUUUUAUUUUCUUCGGUCGUGAUCUGUCUAUCAUGAUUGUACUUUUCAUCAUUCUUGCGUCAAACGUUUACAUAUUAUUUUUAUAUUAAAUGAUAUGUAUGUACAUCGUAAGCAGCUCUUUUGUUAUUGUCAUUUUGUUGAUUUAAUGUUUAAAUACGAUUUAAGUGAAGUGAAGAAGACAGAUAGUAUAUGUAUGCACGAUGAUUGAGUGUAAUUUAUUGCGGCAUUCUUACAAAACUUGGGAAUCUUGUAAAUUCUCGUUUUCGAAGUAAAUUCUUAUUUCGAUUAUAUUUCAGUAUGUGUGACAAAUGGAUAAUAUUUUUUUUACUAACACUUGCUUAAUUUUUUAUUAUCUACACCUAUUUGGAUGAUAAUAAUUUCACUUACUGCUAGUUUUUUCAGUGCAUUCAUAAAUCGAGUUUUAUUUGUUUCUAAAAAAAAAUAAUUCAUUAUAUUAAGUCCGUCAGCGAGCCAUCACAUUGACCACUCUGUAUCAUAAGUAAAAAAUUUCACCUAAAAUCAUUAUCAAAGAAUGAAUGUCAUAGAAACUUUAUUUAUUAAAAAAUAGGACUUUUCCGAAUGAACGACGAUCUUAUAUGAAUACUAUGAAUAAUUUAUAGUUAUAAUAAUUAUAAUUAUUAUUAUCGUUAUAAUAAUUUCGGAAGUUGUGAAUAAUUUAUAGUUGUAAUAAUUUUUAGAAUCAUGUCGCCAGAUUCUGGAGUCUGUCGUAAAUGGUUAAAAAAAGAAAAAAAAAUUAUAUUAUGUGGCAAAUUCUUAUAUUGUUACUUAUAGACGUGUAUAUAUAUAUAUAUAUAUAUAUGUAUAUGUAUAUGUAUAUGCUCGUAUAUAUGUAUAUAUAUAUGUACUUAUAUAUACACAUACAUGUAUAUUGCUAAUAAACAUUAAUUUUAUGAUUAAGGCUAAAAUUAUACAUUUAUACCAAUUACAUUAUACACAGAAUAUACAGGCUAGGAUGGUUAGGAAGAAAAUGAAGAUUGCAAAGAGGAAAACUGUUUUGUGAAACGUAUCUUUUCUUUACGCAGAGAGGUUAAUCCUCCGCUAGUUUCACUUCUUUUUCCCUUUUCUUUUUGUGUCUUGAUCUCUUAAUUAGGCCCCUGUAUUUAUGUAAUAUACAUGUAGCAUAUUUACAUAUAUAUCUUGAGAACUCCAUUUAUUUCUCAUCCCCUUUUUUUUCUUUUUUUUCAGGCGUGUUCGUUUUAUUUGUAAUCGUGAGAAAAAGAUCAUUGUUAAUAUAUUAUACCUAGUACUAGUAAGUUUAGGGUUGGGCGAUCAUGAUUAAAAAUUCUUUCUUUUCUUCUUUUUUAAGAAUCGAUCACGAGAGUUAUUUGUUGAUGUAUUCAGAUAUCGUAAUUGAUUUUAGGGGUGAUUGAACGAAGUUUCAUGAAAGAAUUUAGUUCAGUCCUUGUUGCUUCAUUCUUCCAAGCAGAUAUUUGACAUUUUUUACAAAAGGAAUUCCCUUUACUGUAAUUCAAUGAUUUUCGCUCAAUUUCUAUAAUUAUUCUUAUGAUGUUUUUUCUUUGUAACGAUGUGAAAAAAAGAAAUGAAAGAAAGAAUAUUGAUGAUUGAAGAAUCAUUGAUUGUGCGAUAAUCGAUGAAUCAUUGCCGAAUUAGUUAUUCAACAAAACGUGAAUUAUUCGCCACAACGUUGUUAACUAAUAACCAGUGGAUCGAUUCCUAGGAAAUUAAUUCAAAUAUAGGCGUGAAGUUAAGUUACUUAAUAAUCGUACGUAUUAAUAAGUUAGGAAAGAAAAAAAAAAAGUAAAUAAACAAAUGCAAUGAAUUGGAGAAAAAGAGUCUAUUAUCGACACUUUAAUUCUCGAUUAUUAACUUCAAUUAUCAAUCGAUUAUCAUUAUACUAUAGCUUUUCUAAAUCAACGAUUAUCUCUUGAAAAUUUUUACACGAGACUAUAUAAGACUAGAUGACACGGAAUAUAGAUGAACUAAUAAUUAGAAUUAACCGAAAGAGGGAGAUAGUUUCAUAAAUUAAAGGAACACGUUAUUAUUGUGAGUUUCAUUUUUCCGAAUUUUAUAACAAUAGUUCGGAAAGACGAACUGAUAAGUAACCUCAAAGACUAUAAUUACGAUAAUCUAUUAUAUUAUUAUACUUCAAUUGAAAGAAGAAAAGUGAAUGAU